Linum trigynum is the source of this 3821-nucleotide messenger RNA. Lineage: Eukaryota; Viridiplantae; Streptophyta; Magnoliopsida; Malpighiales; Linaceae. The record is from the annotation of a GenBank genome assembly.
GAUAGCAUCAUUUGAUGGUAAAACACAUUAUUGUAGUAAAGUUGACAAACACAUUAGGAGACCAAUGUGAAUGAACAGACAAGAAUUGUUUAACAUCCAUUGUGAUUGUAUAACAUCCACUGCGAGAAGCAAUCAAAUGAACUGACAAAUAACUCAGCCAGUAUCCCCAUUUUGAUGAAUCAGCUAUCGCCAACUACUUCUGCCCACGUUCAGACCACAUGAGCUUAUGUUUCCUCCAACAAAUAGCUUAACUACCAAAGAGACAUGCUAAUGCUAACGCUAACUUGCAACCAAAAAAACACAGUAUAACAGCAAAAGAAAAAAGGGAGGGAAGCAAUUAAGCAAAGACAAACACAUACGAAAGGCAUUCGGGUCUUACUGGCCUAAAGGCGACGCCUUUUUUCUUCUAUGAAUAAGAAGAACAACCGUCAACCAGCAAAUCUCUUACGAACUCGAUCGCUAUCGGGCCUUCCAAGAAGGGUUCACCAAUAGCGUAGGCCCAUAAUCGAUAGUUACAACAUACAACAACAACAACAACUAGCGCCCUCACGUGGCAGUUAAAGGGUAAAGUGGGCAAGCGCUUCGCAAGCAGGCUAAGCCGGGUCAACGAAGGGUUGAAGCAGAUCUACUGCCAAUUCCUUUUCCCCUCGGUUGGGCUUGUCAUCGGCCGGCCGAACAGCCAUAAAAAAAAAAGCACACCCGAAAGAAAGGAACAAAGGGCACCCAUCGCCAACUGACUGGCCGACCGUCGUUUUUCCCUCCAAAAAGAAUAUCAUUUACCUCCAAAUUUUUUUCAAAAAAUUAGUUCCAAAUUUCGAAACCCCAGAAAACUCUGAAGCUCGAGAUACGAAAUUCACAGAACUACUCGUUAAAUUCGCACACCAAAAGGAAACGCCGGCCCCGAAGCAACAGCGCAGCUUCAAGAACACCAUAAUUGAAAACCGGAACGAGCUCAAGAAAUGAAACGAAUUGAACAAUAACGCAAUUCAACGACCACAGAAACACGGAACCAAUCAAAAUCAAAAUGGAAAGCGAAAGGGGAACAAAAACUAUCAAAUUAAGAGCUGAGAAAAGUUAGGGUUAAGAGCUAAUUUACCGGACAAUUGAAAAAAAAAAGGGAGGGAACGCUGAUCUUCGCGCGACUGUGAGAGAGAGAGAGAGAGGACGGAAGGUAGGAAGAUCGGGGGCCCAACCAAGCUCCGAUGGGCUCUGCGAGAUCUAGGGUUUUGGUUAUACUUCCAAUUUUUUCCCCACCCCUAAACAAACCCCAAGACUGCGAAGAGACACACGAGGGAACAGCAAUGGAGCCGGGGCGAGACCGCGAGAGAGAGAGAGAGAGAGACUGAGAGAUCUGUGGAUUUUCUGGGGAUGGAAGGGAGGAGCGAAAGGAUUUGGGCCUUCUUUUUUCUGAGGAGCCAAACAGAUCCAGCUGAAGAAAGGGCUUAAUUGGAGCUGAGGGCUCGAGAAAGGGGAAAAGCUCGCUUUACUCUUCUUUCUCCUUACAUCUGAAGAGAUAAGGGAGAGGGAUAAAAAGAGAGAGAGAGAGAGAGAGAGAGAGAGAGAGAGAGAGAGAAUUAUCAAAUCCAGUUUAGUAUGGACUUUCGGGUCCAUAAACAAACCCUAUUUGGAUUCCGUCUCUUCCUCUUUGAUGUUUAUCCGAUUCGUGAACUAAGGCCCAAUGUGGGGAGGGGAUGAGGACGAGACGACAGCGUUUAGAAAUGGUGCCGUGGGCCGUCGUGGUGUGGUUGAACUGCUGGGCCCGCCUAUUGGGCUUUGGAAUUUUAGUUUUUUUUUCUCAUGGUUUUGGGUUUCUGGAGCCCACAUUGGUAUUGAAAUUGGGUGGGCUUUGGAUUUUUAGAAUUUUCAUCCUUUGCAAUACCAAUUCACUCUACUUUGUUCCAAUAAAGGGUGGUAUAUUUGGAAUGGAAUGGAUUGACUUAAGUGCCAAUUGGAGAUGAAAUGAGUUAAUGCAUGGUAGUUUUUCAAUCAAUUAGUCGUUGUACUCUACUAAACUCAUUCACCCUCAAAUCACGAAUGCAUUGUCGAAUACCGAGAGAAUACUAUAGAUGUUAGAAACAUGAUAACUAAAUCGAGAGAUAACAUAUCAAUUUUCCGGACAUAUAACAUGUGAAAACCAAAAAUAUGCAUAAUUACUAUUAAUUUUUUUUUACUUAUGUGUUGUACAAGGACAUGUCCAUCAACACCUUACGGUGCUUCGUGGAUGUGUAUGUUACAAGGAUACGUUUGUCAUCAAUUUCAAAGAUUUUGUUCAUUCAUAUUUCAUAUUCAUAUGUAGGACUUCUAAAAAUCGAAACUAGCGUAUAGCUUAAACCACAUUUAACUCUACAUCUAAUAACGAUAGCUUUGGAUGUGUACACCAUAUUUCACUGCCAAAGAAACAUAUCAAUCUACUCCACUUAAAUAGUGUAGUGGGAUUAAUUAGCAAGCUUUGUUGGAAGUUUUAGAAUACCCACUUGCUGUUGAAACCAAUUUAAUAUUUAUAGAACACAGCUGCCGGAUCAUCGAGAGUGGCCAAUUCGUGGGACAAAAUGACCCAUGUUUUUCGAGACAGAAACUAAAGUUGAGAGAUCUUAACAAAAGCACAUAGGGGGGACAAGAAAAACGUGGACAGACUUUCUUUCUUUCUUUCUUCGAUCUUCUUCUUGUUCCUUCUUCCCAUUCCCUGUUUCUUUUUAAUAUGUAAAGAAAGGCAGAGCGAGCUAGCUAGCUAGUAAGUACCGUACUGUCUGGUGGUUCUACCAGAAAAAUCUCAUAUCGAAAGCGAAACUAAUAGGUGGUAUGAGAAGGUUGUACCACGGUUAAAUCAUGGUUUCGGCAUAAAAUAUCAUGUCGCGCUGACUUUUCCAAUACAAGUUUCGGUGGAUCCCCCAUUCGAGAAAGCGUAUCCAAGUGACUAGUCUGCGUCCCUUGAUGGUGCGUCUUCAAAGGUAGUGUCAAUUAGCCGCUUUCCUUGUUGCCAUGCACCUGGUAUCCAGGGAUGGGACCCUACACAGAUCCAGCGGCUCGCGGUAAUAGCUUGCUUCUCGAGUGGCUCGCACACGGGCAAACAUUUUUUUCUUUCGUAAUUUAGUCUAUCUAGAAUGUGAGAAGGGCUCCAUUCCUUUGUCUCUUAAUCGAAAAACCAUGCAGCUCCUUGAUCCGCACGCCUUUUCAAUUUUUUUAUCAGAACAUUAACUGUCAAAUCACUUACUCGAUCGAACCAACAGAAUAAAUCGAGUUGACAACCUUGAAAUGAAGGAGGAGGCUUGAAGAAAAAGAAGGACGACAAAGAGACCUCCGUCCCGGGAUAAACGGAGGGCGUACUCAGUCCUACGCACACGUUCUCUUCUUCUUUCCUUUGCUGUUUUGUGGGCUCCUUUGAUCACAUGCUUCCAUGUGAAUUUUACACCAAAUCCCUCCUCCUAAUUAAUGGACUAAUCACAAUCAAGAGUCAAGACCCCACUCUAAUCCUAUCUGUACUCGACUAAUCCCUCUAGCCAGCUAGCUAAUUGUACUUCCAACCAAACUCGCAUUCCCCAUUAGUGAGGAGUUUAAUAGUCGCUUAAUUAGUGUGCUUGCUUGAACUAACUGUGAGAUUCUUGUUUAGUUUAAGGGUUAGUAACUUAGUAUACAUGGACAAGUCACAAGUAACAAGUGUUUCUGAGCUGGAUUUUUCCAAGAGUGAGCUAUAAUCCUAUUCCAAAAGGAUGAUGAGUUGGGUGGAUCACCUUUUACCUUGAUGAUGAUUUAAGGGCAGUGAUUGUCUCUUGUAAAUUAAAAUGUCAAGAAUUUGUUGGUUUCAAUAAUUCAAAUUGUGAUUG